This is a messenger RNA of Jatropha curcas, 1737 nucleotides long. Its product is annotated as glutaminyl-peptide cyclotransferase. Gene Ontology annotation, molecular function: glutaminyl-peptide cyclotransferase activity. The record is from RefSeq and is a predicted model, not a curated record. NCBI's taxonomy places the organism in Eukaryota, Viridiplantae, Streptophyta, Magnoliopsida, Malpighiales, Euphorbiaceae.
UCUUUUGGUUGGGUAACCGUUUUUGGCUGACGAGGACUUCGCACGUGUUAGCACCGUCACGUGCUUCUGUCUAGGUUCUAGUGUUACGGUGGCGGUGCUCCAGAAAAAAUAACAGCCAUGGAGCAAACUCCAUGGGCCGAAUAACGUUGUAGACAUGGUAAUUACGUUACAUUCGUUGGAGAAGUUAGUCAACUCCUCCAAUUAGCUGACCAAGGCCAACUAACGAAGGUGAGCUAAGCCCAGAGCCAAUCACCGCACCCUUCCUGUUGAUUUUUCUCUUCACAAGUCUCUCAUUCUUCCUUUUAACCAGUCCCGAUGAAUCCUCCCCUUCAUCAUCAUGGGGACCAAAUCGCUUAAUAAGAGGCAAGGCAAGCGAUCAAUCUGUAAACCAGACAUUUCCAUGCCCUCUUCUCAAAUUUCUCAAUUCACUUUUAGGAAAUUACCCCGGUUUGUUCCAUUAGUUAUGGCUUUCGGCAUAAUCACUCUUAUAGGCAUUUCGUCGAUCAUGUGGAGUAGUUUAGCGUCCGGUGAUCUGUCCUCCAAAAUCUAUACAAUUCAAGUGCUCAAUGAGUUCCCUCACGAUCCCAACGCCUUCACUCAGGGGCUGCUUUAUGCAGGAAAUGAUACAAUAUUUGAGUCAACGGGCCUUUAUGGUGAGUCAUCUGUUAGGAGGGUUGCUCUUCGGUCUGGGAAGGUUGAAGUUAUGCAGAAGAUGGAUGAAUCAUACUUUGGAGAAGGCCUAACUCUUCUUGGUCAAAGGCUGUUCCAAGUAACUUGGUUGACACAAACUGGUUUCAUAUAUGACCGAAAUGAUUUAAGCAAAGUUGAGAAAUUUUCUCAUCAGAUGCAUGAUGGUUGGGGACUGGCAACUGAUGGAAAAGUCUUGUUUGGCAGUGAUGGAUCUUCAACAUUAUACAAGCUUGACCCUCAGACAUUGAAAGUAAUUGGAAAACAUAUUAUCAAAUAUGAAAAUCGUGAAGUACGGUACCUCAAUGAACUAGAGUUUGUAAAUGGUGAACUUUGGGCCAACGUUUGGCAGACUGAUUGCAUAGCAAGGAUCUCACCCAAAGAUGGCACUCUGCUUGGAUGGAUUCUUCUUGAAAACUUAAGAAAAGGAUUGAUAGCAGCUGGACACAGGGGCAUUGAUGUUUUAAAUGGUAUUGCAUGGGAUAGCAAUGACAACCGCAUUUUUGUUACUGGAAAAUUAUGGCCAAAGCUUUAUGAGAUCAAAUUGCAUCCUGUAAAGAAAAAAGUUCGUAGCGGAGUGAUUAGCCAGCUUUGUUUACCAUAAUCAGCUGUUCCUGAAGAUUUUGACAUGUCUCUCAGUGAUUUUUAGUUCAAUCACUCUGACACAGGAUUUCAGCCUAUGUUACUCGUGUAUGAUAAAGUUGUUCUUGUGAAGUUCAGCUGACAUCCAGGAAAGGCAAAUAGAUUGUAGAGCGACAAUCACUUAUUCUUUGUGGACUGGUUUGCUCCUGUAAGAUGUUUGGAAUGAACCAUUGGCUUAUAUGAAGGAGAUAAGAUAGGAUAAUGCAUAGAAUGUACGAUAAGCUAUUAAUUUGUUUGUGAACAGAACAAUAUGGUCCCCAUUAUUUUUAUUUUGUAAAAAAAUUAGCUGAUGAGUUUGGUCCAAGUCAGUUAUCAUGGGUAAAAUGUAGGAUUAUGAAUGAGUCAAGCCCUUUGUAAGCUACUCGAUGUUUCAAAUAAUUUUUUUUGAGUUGUUUUGAUAAGUUCAAA